Messenger RNA from Drosophila mauritiana, 1412 nucleotides. It is a transcript of the gene MP1, whose product is annotated as melanization protease 1. Gene Ontology annotation, biological process: proteolysis. NCBI's taxonomy places the organism in Eukaryota, Metazoa, Arthropoda, Insecta, Diptera, Drosophilidae. Gene Ontology annotation, molecular function: serine-type endopeptidase activity. The record is from RefSeq and is a predicted model, not a curated record. Bases 81 to 1259 code for a protein of 392 amino acids. The transcript is spliced from 4 exons.
UUCAGUGUGUUCUCGGCAGGCGCUCUGUCAGCUUAUCGUUCUUCCAAGUACAGUGCUAUAGUACAGUCCAAGAUAUAACCAUGGAACCGCACAUUUUUUUCACCGUCCUGUGGAUGAUAUUGCUGGGAACAAGAACCGCUUACGCACAGGAAAUCUUUGGGUAUUGUACAACGCCUGAUGAGAACAGCGGCACCUGCAUAAACCUCAGGGAAUGUGGAUACCUCUUCGAACUGCUUCAAAGCGAAGAGGUUACGGACCAGGACCGUCGAUUUCUGCAGGCCAGCCAAUGUGGCUACCGGAGUGGACAAGUGCUUAUUUGCUGUGCAAACAGCCGAAUGCGAAACCAACAACCUCAGUGGGGAAAUCAGCCUCAAGUCAGACCGACUCAGACCACUAAGCCUACAAAACGCGCCGGAACCAAACUGUUACCAAUGGCGCCCCAUUGCGGUGAUAACUUUGAAGACCGCGUGGUGGGUGGUAACGAGACGACAAAGAGGGAGUUUCCUUGGAUGGCCCUAAUAGAGUACACGAAGCCCGGCAACGUGAAAGGUCACCACUGUGGCGGAUCUCUAAUCAACCAUCGUUACGUGCUGACGGCGGCACACUGCGUCUCGGCUAUUCCCAGUGAGUGGGAGCUGACGGGAGUACGCCUGGGUGAGUGGGAUGCGAGCACCAAUCCGGAUUGCACAGUCGGUAAAAACGGACGCCGGGACUGCAACGACCCGUACGUGGACUACCCUGUUGAAGAGCGUAUUCCGCACCCGCAGUACCCGGGAAACUCACGGGACCAGCUAAAUGACAUUGCUUUGCUGCGAUUGCGGGACGAGGUUCAGUACAGCGACUUCAUAUCACCAGUAUGUCUGCCCACUUUAGCGUCCCAUCGCGACAAUAUUUUCCUGGGCCGAAAGGUGGUGGUGGCAGGGUGGGGUCGCACGGAGACAAAUUUUACGUCUAAUAUCAAGCUGAAGGCUGAGUUGGAUCCGGUACCGAUGUCCGACUGCAACCAAAGAUACGCCACCCAAAGAAGGACUGUCACAACCAAGCAGAUGUGCGCCGGCGGAGUUGAGGGGGUUGAUUCCUGUCGCGGAGACUCGGGUGGCCCCCUUCUGCUCGAGGACCGCUUCAAUGGAAACUCAAAUUACUACAUUGCUGGUGUGGUCUCCUACGGACCCACGCCCUGUGGGCUAAAAGGAUGGCCCGGCGUGUACACAAGGGUUGAGGCGUAUCUGAACUGGAUAGAAAACAACGUUAGGGCUUAAUCGUAAAUGGCGAAAACGACCAUUCUUAGGGCUUGAUCGUAAAUCGUGCAAAUUACCAUUGUAAAAUGGGUCAUGCCACAGUAAAUAUCGAUUUUUAAUGAAAGUUAGAUUAUACAAUAAAUUAAGUUAUCUCGUGUAGAUUCAACGGUAAAA